AUGGUGAUGUUUAAGCUUAUAAUUGAAAAGUUUGUGUUGCCAUCAUCUAAAACGCAAGACGUUUAUAAGGAUAAUGUUCAUGUUGACAAAGAGAAAAUGAAAGCCAUGAAACUGCCAUUUGAUGUGAAGAAAGGGCAGUUCGCGGUAUUCGCAACUGAAGGAGAUGUAGGCAACAGGUUUAUAGUUGAACUGGAUUGUCUUAGUAAUAAUCCUGCCUUCUUGAUACUGUUAGAGAAAGCUGAACAAGAAUUUGGGUUCAGACAAGGUGGAAUUCUUGGUUUGCCUUGUAAACCAGAUGAGCUCAUGAGGGCUUUGGGUAGUAGUAUUAGAAGUACAAGAAAAUAA
Molecule: messenger RNA, 345 nt
Organism: Papaver somniferum (opium poppy)
Lineage: Eukaryota; Viridiplantae; Streptophyta; Magnoliopsida; Ranunculales; Papaveraceae
Product: auxin-responsive protein SAUR50-like
Exons: 1
Coding region: 1-345 (114 amino acids)
Biological process (GO): response to auxin
Source: RefSeq, a predicted model, not a curated record